AUGGACCCCUUGACUACUCUUUCGCUUGCAGGCAAUAUUAUCCAGUUUGUCGAUUUCGGAACGAAGCUGUUCUCGGAAGCCAGACAGCUCUACAACUCAUCAGUCGGGUCUUUGAAGUCCCACGACGAGAUAGAACUGAUCACCAACGAUGUCAAAGCACUCGUGAAGAAUCUCCAGCAAGCCUUUGCCGCGGACACAAGAGGUGUUCAAAAUUACUCCGCAAAUUAUUGGGAGAAUUUCCGGAAAAUAUGUGAUGAGGCUGUCAGCGUGGCAGAGGACCUGCUUGAGCUUUUGAAGGAGCUCAAACUCGUCCCGAGUGGUAAACGUCUGGCUUGGUCCAGCGUACAAGUGGCCCUCCGCAGUCUUUGGAGUGAAAAGAAGAUUGCGGCAUACAUAAAGCGUCUCGCGGCCUUGAAAGACGUCUUGGAGUCACGAGUUCUAUUCUCAAUCCGGUGCGCUGUUCGAACAUCAGCUCGCUUCGAUUGUCUUGAUCGACAAACGCAACGGAUUAUCUCCGCAAUGCUAGGACAACAUACUGCGAUGAGCAAAGCUGUUUCUGGAGUUAUUCGAGACGAAAUCACCGCGCUCACAAUCACCCUCUCUCAAAUUCUCAGCCGGCGUGAAUUCAAGAGUGAGGAUGACCAUCUCCGAACUCGGCAGAUUAUUCUCCAGCAGCUUUGCCAGCGAGAGCAUCAGAGCUACCCUUCUGGAGGUGACAUUGUCGCAGGCAUCGAGAUGCUUCAAGUUUCUGAUACACAAGAAAACCGCCUCCGUGAUUUUUUACAGAGGGGAUUCAUUAGAAGUCUUUGGUAUGAAGAAAUGACUCAUCGCUAUGAGGACAUAGUCGAGGCACAUCCGGAGACGUACGAAUGGGCUUUUCAUGAUCCUCCCCAGGAUGCUCAUUCAUGGAGCAGCUUGUACGACUGGCUCAAGACUGGUCGCGGAGUGUACUGGGUGAGUGGAAAGGCUGGUUCUGGGAAAUCGACACUAAUGAAGCAUCUAUUCGACGACCCUCGAAUGAAGAAGUGUUUAGAGGCCUGGGCUGCCGAUACUCCGCUCUGCAUUACAACCUACUUCUUCUGGAACUCCGGAACGAGAAUGCAGAAGUCCCAGCUUGGCUUUCUACGAGCUUUGCUGUUCCAAGUUUUGCAAAAGCAUCCAGAUCUGAUUCCCGUAGUGUUUCCUAUAGACUGGGCAACCUUGUAUUCUAAGAAUGCGCGAGAUACCUCGAAGGAGCUCGGGGACUUAUGUUUCGACCUGCAAUGGAAUCCCAAGUCGCUCAUAGGUGGUUUCCGAGCUCUUGCUUCGCAGAAAACAAUACCUUUAAAGAUCUGUUUUCUAAUUGACGGGCUCGACGAAUUCCUUCUUCUUUCUUUACCUUUAGAUUCUAAGAGAUAG
Mollisia scopiformis is the source of this 1398-nucleotide messenger RNA. RefSeq lists its product as uncharacterized. The record is from RefSeq and is a predicted model, not a curated record. The transcript has 2 exons. The coding region runs from base 1 to 1398 and encodes 465 amino acids. NCBI's taxonomy places the organism in Eukaryota, Fungi, Ascomycota, Leotiomycetes, Helotiales, Mollisiaceae.